UUUGCAUUUACCACAAGGGACUGACUGAUAGAUUAUCACCUUCAUACUGGUCUGAUUACUAUUCCAUCAAUAAGAGAGACCCAGAUAACACUGAUCUCGCUCCAUGGGUUUCCAGAUUUUACAGAAUGUCUAAUAACUCGAAGCCGCAUCACGACGAUCGAUCAAAUCUCCAUGGCCGAUCAAAAACGAGUACAUCCGAUGAUGAUGGACGUUGAGUCGCCGCCGUCGACCAUUUCCGGCGAGUCCUCAAUAUCAGAAAAGGCCGCAGCCGCAAUCUCUCCCACUCUCACAGCACCACCCGAGAAGAGGCUCCGCCGCUGCCGCUUCCGCCGUUGCUGCUGUCGGUGCUUCUGCUGCGCCGCCUGCGGCCUCGUACUCCUGGCAGCCGCGCUCGGCAUCUCCUACCUCGCUCUCGACCCCAUGCUGCCGGCCUACUCGGUCGACCGCUUCCAAGUCACCUCCUUCGACAUGUCCGGGACCGGCACCGUGCGCGCCGCCUUCAACGUGACGGUAACUGCGUCGAACCCCAACAAGGGGCUCGGCAUCUGCUACGGCCACGGCUCGCGCUUGCGCGUCCUCUACUCGGGCCAAACCCUGUGCGAGGGGGCGCUGCCGACGUUCUGCCAGGGGCACCGCAACACGUCGGUGCUGACGGUGGCAUUGGCUGCGAGGGAGGCGGUGGAGCUGGGAAGCGCCAAGGCGGAGGAUCUGCAGCGGCAGGAGGAGGAGAAGACGGUGCCGCUGGUGUUCGAAGGGGAGGUUCCGGUGAGGGUGACGGUGGUCGGAGCGGCGAAGCUGUGGGAGGUGGUCUCGUGGGUAAGGUGUAGCUUGGUGGUCGAUAGCUUAAACGCUCGUCAGCAGAUCCAUAUGAAGAGCAGCAGCUGCAAGUUUAGUGUUCAUCUCUGA
Zingiber officinale is the source of this 906-nucleotide messenger RNA. RefSeq names its product NDR1/HIN1-like protein 6. Gene Ontology annotation, cellular component: plasma membrane. The transcript has 2 exons. The record is from RefSeq and is a predicted model, not a curated record. NCBI's taxonomy places the organism in Eukaryota, Viridiplantae, Streptophyta, Magnoliopsida, Zingiberales, Zingiberaceae. The coding region runs from base 172 to 906 and encodes 244 amino acids.